This is a messenger RNA of Gossypium raimondii (Peruvian cotton), 2980 nucleotides long. RefSeq names its product V-type proton ATPase subunit a3. Gene Ontology annotation, biological process: proton transmembrane transport; vacuolar acidification. The transcript is spliced from 18 exons. Lineage: Eukaryota; Viridiplantae; Streptophyta; Magnoliopsida; Malvales; Malvaceae. Gene Ontology annotation, cellular component: vacuolar proton-transporting V-type ATPase complex; vacuolar proton-transporting V-type ATPase, V0 domain. The coding region runs from base 174 to 2639 and encodes 821 amino acids. Gene Ontology annotation, molecular function: ATPase binding; proton-transporting ATPase activity, rotational mechanism. The record is from RefSeq and is a predicted model, not a curated record.
UUUUUUCUGUGACCGUAUUUUUCUUUGGCUUUUACUACGCGCUGAAUUAUUUGAACUCCACAAACCAAAUCCAAAAGCAAAAAUUUCUCUCUCUCGAGAGAUCCAUCUCGCUCUGCUUUUUCUCGUGUGAUCGGAAAAAAAAAUCAACAGUCAUCGAACGGAGUUGGAACUCGAUGGGAGACCGUGGAGGAGGAUGCUGCCCUCCGAUGGAUCUGUUCCGUUCGGAGGCGAUGCAAUUGGUCCAGCUCAUUAUCCCCAUGGAGUCCGCUCACCUCACCGUCUCUUACCUCGGCGACCUCGGUCUCAUUCAAUUCAAAGAUCUCAAUUCGGAUAAGAGUCCAUUUCAGCGAACUUAUGCUGCUCAGAUUAAAAGAUGCGGAGAGAUGGCACGCAAGUUGCGUUUUUUCAAGGAGCAAAUGCUAAAAGCGGGCUUCUCCCCUUCAGCAAAAUCCUUGGGAGAAACUAACAAUGGUUUUGAUGACUUAGAGGUGAAACUUGGAGAACUUGAGGCCGAACUGGUUGAAAUGAAUGCAAAUGGUGACAAGUUGCAACGUGGUUAUACUGAGCUGCUUGAGUAUAAGCUUGUUUUGCAAAAGGCUGGUGAGUUUUUUACUUCUGCUCAGCGCAGUGCUACAGCUCAGCAGAGAGAAAUGGAAUCACAGCAAAUGGGUGAUGAAACCCUAGAAACUCCUUUAUUGCGUGAGCAAGAAACCGCAACAGAUUUAUCAAAGCAAGUGAAAUUGGGGUUUAUUACUGGUCUUGUUCCUAGGGAAAAAUCUAUGGCAUUCGAGAGGAUUUUAUUUCGUGCAACCAGGGGUAAUGUGUUCCUCAAGCAAGUUCCUGCAGAGGAACCCAUCACUGAUCCUGUUUCUGGAGAGAAGAUGGAGAAAAAUGUAUUUGUGGUUUUCUACUCUGGAGAAAGGGCAAAAAACAAAAUUCUCAAGAUAUGUGAAGCUUUUGGUGCUAAUCGUUAUCCUUUUGCUGAGGACCUAGGCAAACAAGCUCUCAUGAUUACCGAGGUUUCUGGAAGAAUUUCAGAGCUAAAAACCACCAUAGAUGCUGGAUUGCUUCAACGGGACAAUCUAUUGCGGAAUAUUGGAGAUCAGUUUGAGCAAUGGAACCUUAAGGUGAAAAAGGAGAAAUCAAUCUAUCACACUCUGAACAUGCUUAGCCUUGACGUAACAAAGAAAUGUCUUGUGGCUGAGGGAUGGAGUCCCGUUUUUGCCACAAAACAGAUUCAGGAGGCACUGCAGAGGGCUGCAUUUGAUUCCAACUCUCAAGUUGGAGCCAUUUUCCAGGUCUUGCAUACAAGAGAAUCACCACCUACCUACUUCCGCACAAAUAAAUUUACUUCUGCUUUUCAGGAAAUUGUUGAUGCCUAUGGGGUGGCAAAGUAUCAAGAAGCAAAUCCCGGUGUAUACACUAUUGUUACAUUCCCUUUUCUUUUUGCUGUCAUGUUUGGUGAUUGGGGGCAUGGAAUAUGCUUAUUACUUGCAACAUUAUAUUUUAUUGUCCGGGAAAAGAAACUUUCUAGUCAGAAGCUUGGAGAUAUCACCGAAAUGACUUUUGGUGGUCGUUAUGUGAUUAUGAUGAUGUCACUCUUCUCUAUUUAUACUGGUUUGGUCUAUAAUGAGUUCUUCUCUGUGCCCUUUGAAUUAUUUGGUCGCUCAGCUUAUGCUUGCCGCGAUCUCUCUUGCCGAGAUGCGACUACUGUUGGUUUGAUUAAGGUUCGCGACACUUACCCCUUUGGAGUGGAUCCUGCAUGGCAUGGUAGCCGUAGUGAGCUGCCAUUCCUGAACUCUCUGAAGAUGAAAAUGUCAAUCCUUCUUGGGGUGGCUCAGAUGAACCUUGGAAUUAUUUUGAGUUACUUCAAUGCAAUAUUCUUUCGUAAUAGUCUGAACGUCUGGUUCCAAUUUAUUCCCCAGAUGAUAUUUCUGAACAGUCUGUUUGGCUAUCUAUCAUUCCUUAUCAUUGUGAAAUGGUCCACUGGUUCACAAGCUGAUUUGUACCACAUAUUGAUAUACAUGUUCCUGAGUCCUACUGAUGAACUGGGUGAAAAUCAGCUUUUUCCUGGCCAAAAGAUAACUCAGCAAGUGCUGUUAUUACUUGCCCUGGUGUCUGUGCCAUGGAUGCUAUUACCGAAGCCUUUUCUUCUAAAGAGACAACACGAAAAUAGGCACCAAGGCCAAUCCUACGCACCACUUGAAAGCACAGAUGAAACUCUCCUUUCAGUGGCAAAUCAUGAUUCCCAUGGUCAUGACCAUGAGGAAUUUGAGUUUAGUGAAGUCUUUGUGCAUCAACUGAUCCAUACCAUAGAGUUUGUGCUUGGUGCAGUUUCAAAUACAGCUUCAUACCUUCGUUUAUGGGCCCUCAGUCUUGCUCACUCAGAGUUGUCAGUUGUGUUCUACGAGAAGGUUCUUCUUCUUGCUUGGGGGUAUAACAAUAUAAUCAUCCUCAUUGUCGGCAUAAUCGUCUUUAUUUUCGCAACUGUCGGUGUGUUGCUAAUUAUGGAGACCCUCAGUGCUUUCCUACAUGCUUUGCGACUUCACUGGGUUGAAUUCCAGAACAAAUUCUACGAGGGAGACGGUUACAAGUUCUAUCCAUUUUCAUUCGCAUUACUCGAUGAUGAGGAUGAUUGAUGCGAUGCACCGAAUCGAAUACAAAAGAAUGUAUGUUGAAAGGACUUGAGCGUGGAUAGGUAAGAAGUUAUGUUGAUUUUUUCAUUUAAACAUGACGAAAAUUGGGGAUAUAGAUUACCCUAUAUAGUUGGAGUUGAGGAGGUUUUUAUUAAAGCCGCCUAAGGACACGCUGCUUCUUUACCCCUCCAGUUGAUAAAUAGUUUGUUAUUGGAAGCAAUAAAUGGCCUACUGCAUGGGCUGGUAUUUAUAUGUGGUAUUCAGCUAUGUAUGAAAUAUACUUGAUUUAAUUUAUUUUUCUAUUUAAAUUUUAUGAAAAUUUCUAGUUGCUCUGGUUGUAUCAA